AUGUUCGCCCUCACAUCCUUCGUCACGCUCGCCGUCCUCGCCUCGUCGGCUCUCGCUGUCCCUGCCGUCGACCUCCUCAUCGACCACGGCGCGCCGAGCAGCGGCAGCAUCGACCUCCGCACCAUCCUUGCCGGCGUCUCGGCGCGCAAGGGCCAAACAUUCCACUUCGGCUCCACCUUCGACGUGAACGACCCCGACCAGAGCUUCACGAACGACGUCUUCGGCAUCUUCUUCAACCACGUCGUCGCCGAGAACGGAUGCAAGUGGGACGCGACGGAGCCGUCGCAGGGUAACAGCGUGUUGACGUCGUGCACCGGCGUACAGAACUUCGCAAACCAGAUGGGCCAUACGUUCCGUGGACACAACACGUUCUGGCAUGAGCAGCUUCCGAACUGGCUCCCGGGCCGCUUCACCGCGAGCCAGCUCGUGAGCACUAUCAUCCCACAGCACGUAACGGCUGAGAUCUCCGGCUUGGGACCCUCCGUUACCUCGUGGGAUGUUGCGAACGAGGUCGUUGGCGACGGUGUAAGUUUCGGUAUGACGGCGUUGCAGUGUGUGCAGAAUAAGGGGGUGUGGCCGACGGUCACUUCGGAUGGCUCGGGCGUGCCGCUCGCGACGGAUCUUUCGUUCCUUCACGCUGCGUUCUCCGCAGCUUUCAAGGCGGCUGGUCCCAAUACGCGUUUGUCCUUGAACGACUUCAACACUGGCGCAAACGACGCGAAGACGGCCUGUGAGAUCACGGUGCUGAAGGACAUCCAGGCGAACACCGGGAUUCCUUUCAACCGCCUCGCCAUCGGCUUCCAGAGCCACAUCCAAGAGACGUUCUUCCCGAGCAAGGCAGCGCUGACGCAGACGUUCUCAACCCUAGCGGGCAUGGGCGUCGAGGCGCUGAUCACUGAGCUCGACAUCAAGCUCCCCUCGUCAUCUCAAGCAGACCUGCGCUUCCAAGCGGCGCUCUGGGGCGACAUGCUCGAUGUUUGCUUGUUCGCGAGCAACUGCAACGAGUUCAUCAACUGGGAUACGCGCGACGAUGUGUCCUUCCAAGGUACAGCUGCCGCUGCAACGCUCUUUGACAAGAACGGUAGCCCGAAGCCCGCGGCGUUCGAGGUUGCCGCGCGUCUUCAGCGCUUCGCGAACGGCGGCUCGGAGUUGUGCGCGACUGCUCUGGGCACUGGGUCUUGCAGGGUCUCGUAG
Molecule: messenger RNA, 1194 nt
Organism: Peniophora sp. CBMAI 1063
Lineage: Eukaryota; Fungi; Basidiomycota; Agaricomycetes; Russulales; Peniophoraceae
Source: the annotation of a GenBank genome assembly